CACCACUCAGUAGUCCGCAGAGACAUACCUUCAAUGUGAUGGAACCUCCAAACCUCCACACAUAACAAAGAUGAUUAUAAUAUCCUCAGCACUCCUCCUUGCGAUUGGACUACUCACACAGACCAGCGUGGGGCUGUUCAGUGUGCACGAUGACCUGCUUGCAUUUCCCCAGUAUGAGAUACAGUUCCCGGAAUCAUUCGUUACGCCCGCGGAAGCCGAAGCGAUCCUCUCACAGGCGCAGGCACGUACCGGCAGCAGUAAUCGCCAACAGCAGCCGCUGGGAGGCGACUCCGACUCCGCCGCUAGCGACGACCUCACCGAGUCCUACGAGCUGAUGCGAAUGUCCGACCGGUCCUUCCUCUGCGCAAUUCCCGUUGUGCGGCCCCCACCGCCCAUGAACGCGACGGAGAAGGAGCUCUCCAAGGUCGAGGAAGAGAAGGAGCUUGCGCGCGCUACCACGCGCGGAUGGGAAUUGCUCUCGGAUCUGGAAGGGAAGUGCUUGUACUUUGUGUCGGGGUGGUGGAGUUACUCGUUCUGUCACAACCGUGAGGUCAGACAGUUUCACCAGUUGCCGCCCCAGCAGAAUAAUCAGUGGCCGCCAACGGAGGACCCCGAGACGCAGUCGUAUGUGCUUGGGCAAGCGCCGCAGGAUGGCAGCAGGAAUCCUGGGGAGGGGACGGAGCUUCAGGCGACCGGGGAGUUGAGGUAUCUUGUGCAGAAAUUGGGCGGGGGGACGGUUUGUGAUCUUACUGGGAAGGAACGGAAGAUUGAAGUUCAGUUCCACUGCAAUUCCCACGGACCCGACCGCAUCGACUGGAUCAAAGAAGUCUCCAUCUGCUGCUACCUGAUGGUGAUCUACACGCCCCGCCUCUGCAACGAUGUCACGUUCCUUCCUCCGCGAGACAACAAAGUCAAUGGCAUCACCUGCCGUGAACUGCUAAGUCUCGAGCAGCAGGAGGACUUCGUCAAGCGCAAGGUGAAGCAGGAACAGGCCGAUGCCCUCAAGAUGCUGGAGAAUGCCCAGAAGGCUCUGGACGCGGAGAAAAUCGUCAAGGACAAGAAACUGGAGGAUGUCGUGUUUGUGUAUCAGGACGGUCUGUGAAGCGCAGGAAGGUAGAUGCAGAUGUGCGCUGUAUGAUAUAAGUUGAUUUUCAUAACGCUUGUUCAAGCCUGCUUGCAUGCAGGACAGUG
Messenger RNA from Tricharina praecox, 1191 nucleotides. RefSeq names its product glucosidase II beta subunit-like protein-domain-containing protein. Gene Ontology annotation, biological process: retrograde protein transport, ER to cytosol; endoplasmic reticulum unfolded protein response. Lineage: Eukaryota; Fungi; Ascomycota; Pezizomycetes; Pezizales; Pyronemataceae. The record is from RefSeq and is a predicted model, not a curated record. The transcript is spliced from 3 exons. Gene Ontology annotation, cellular component: endoplasmic reticulum lumen. Bases 71 to 1102 code for a protein of 343 amino acids.